This is a messenger RNA of Chilo suppressalis (striped riceborer), 1462 nucleotides long. NCBI's taxonomy places the organism in Eukaryota, Metazoa, Arthropoda, Insecta, Lepidoptera, Crambidae. The record is from the annotation of a GenBank genome assembly.
CAUAUAAAGUACGCUAUCUGUGACUGUAAAUAAAAAUAUUAUAUUUGCAAAGAAAAGACUAAAAGUUUUUUAUAAGAAACCAAAAAUGGAUGAAGUUUUCAAGGAUCCCGUCCAAUUCUCCAAGGGAAUAAAUUUAAGAGAACUGAUGACUUCUGCUACAGAGUUUCACAUUGAUAUGGAUUUCAAAAGAAAAUCUGAUGUGCUAUUGGAUGAUGACCCGUUCCCUGAAAUUGACGAUGGGGAGGACAGUGAUAUAGAAGACAUACUUAAGAACAUAGAAGACUCCACUGAUAAACUUAUGCUAUCCUCCCCGGAAUACUUGUCGUUCAGCGAACUGGCUACGAAAAUGGUGGACUGUGUUCCUAGCGGUGAUGCGAAAAUAUUGAUCAUUGAAGAAGGUAACGGUCCAUUAGUUCCCGUGGAUGCUGUGGUGACCGUUCACUAUGCUGCUUACUGGGAGAAAACCAAGAUUCCUUUCGACUCAACACUGACAAUGAACUCUGGAGCUCCCAUUACAAUUAAACUAGGCACGGGUCGUUGCCUGCCAGGGCUAGAGAUAGGUCUGACCACAGUUCGGGGCCCCAGCGCCCGCUUCCACUUGCUCCUGCAGCCGCGCCUGGCGUGGGGCCCGCGCGGCGCCCCGCCCCGCGUGCGCCCCGAGCCGGCCCUGUUCGUCAUAUCCUUAUACGAUGUUAAGGACGUGCAUGCGGCUAUUAGGUUCAACGAUCUCCCAAUGGAGGAGCAAUCAAAAUUCGAGACAACAAUCAAAACGGUGAAGGUGCUACAUUCCGAAGCGAAGUCCCUCUUCGCCAAGAAGAGAUACAAGAAAGCGAUCAAGAACUACCAACAAUCCAUGAACGUGCUCGGCUUGUCUAUGCCCAAAGACGAAAAUGAGGAAGCGGAAAUCAAAAAGUUGAAAGUGACAGUGUAUACGAACUUAGCAGUGUGUUACUGCAAAAUAGAUAAGCCAAAGUAUGUGUUCCUUAUGUGCGACAACAUUGAUAGAAUAAGCAAUUUAGAUAACCAUUGCAAGGCAUUGUUUUAUUGUGGCAAAGCUCAUGAAAUGUUAGGGAAGCAUGAAUUAGCGUUAAAAUAUUAUAAGAAGGCUUUGAAACUAGAACCAAAGAAUAGGGAGAUCGGAAAAACUCUGGCCGGUCUGGAUGACUACGUGAAAAACUCGACACAGAAAGAAAAAGAGUUGUGGCAAACCGCUUUCAAGGCGGAGCCGAAAAAAGAAAAAGUUGUCUAUGACGUAGAUGAGGUCUUUCAAAAUGGCGUCCGCGAUAUGUGCCUCGAUUUGGCGGGAAGGGAGGAAUACGCCAAGUUUGAUUUGCCAACAGGAUUGACUAAGGAUGAAGUGUGCUGCAUUAAAAGUAUUACUAGUGAUUUUGAAGGACUAGUUGUUGAUGAAGACGGGGAAGGCAAAAGGAAAAAGGUUUCCAUUGUCAAAAAGAUGAUUUGA